AUGCGGGGAAGCACGCAAGAUUCUCCAGGAAAUAACUCGUUGUCACCAUUUUCUAUUGCAGCCAACGACGAAUACCGCCUUGAUGUCGUCUCCCAGCCGGACAAGCCCAUAACUUCACAGUCUUUCUAUACGAACAUCGUUGAAGCCAUGUCCGACAUCAAUUUCAAUCACGCCCAUCACCUGGAACCCUGGAUAUUCGUACCUUUAUACGGCCUCCAGCUUUCGAUUCGCUCCCUUUCUGACCAAUUACUACUUGAGGUCCAUUACACUUAUAUCCUGACACAUCUGGCAACGGAAGUAACCCAUCGGGGAUACACAGAAUGCAAAGCAACCCUAUACAACUCCACCAAUGACGCCCUUGCCGAAAUUCAACUGGUGAGCAUUUCCCCUCCGCGCGGCAGCAACUACACACUCUCCGAGACGGCCAUUUCCCGUCGCGCAGACCCUCAAACUAGUGUCGUAGACGUAUCUCUCAGCAUCAAGAUAGAGUUCGACGACGUACUCAAGGUCAGCGAGCCGUAUCUUCUCCUGUCAGUGAUCUAUGCUUUGGCCAUCUGCAUCACUACCCACGGCGAUGCAUGGCCGCGUUUUGAUUUCGUCAUGCCUACAGAACCUUCUGAUCUUCCGCUAAGGAUAUGGUUCAAAGCUCGGCCUCCCAACAACGCGGUAUCUAAGAGAGACGUGGUCAGGACGUUGGUAGAGGCUGUGGAUAAGGAGUAUGAGGUUCAUCAGGCUCGGGGGUCGUGGAGGGCAUUGAGGAUUUCGCUUAAGAAUGGGAGGUCUAAGGCUGUGGAUGCUGGAGUUGAUUGGUGGGGUAGCUGA
Messenger RNA from Bacidia gigantensis, 822 nucleotides. RefSeq lists its product as uncharacterized. The record is from RefSeq and is a predicted model, not a curated record. Bases 1 to 822 code for a protein of 273 amino acids. Lineage: Eukaryota; Fungi; Ascomycota; Lecanoromycetes; Lecanorales; Ramalinaceae. The transcript has a single exon.